This is a messenger RNA of Puccinia triticina, 1257 nucleotides long. RefSeq lists its product as uncharacterized. NCBI's taxonomy places the organism in Eukaryota, Fungi, Basidiomycota, Pucciniomycetes, Pucciniales, Pucciniaceae. Gene Ontology annotation, biological process: chitin catabolic process; carbohydrate metabolic process. The coding region runs from base 1 to 1257 and encodes 418 amino acids. The transcript has 11 exons. The record is from RefSeq and is a predicted model, not a curated record. Gene Ontology annotation, cellular component: extracellular region. Gene Ontology annotation, molecular function: chitinase activity; chitin binding.
AUGACAUCGCCUUCCAAAUCAUUUUUGGGAGCAUUCCUACUCAUCGCCCUUUUGCUCAGCACCAACACGGAUGCGGGUGGCGUCAAGAACGAUGGCACGGCUAAAGUCAAAGGAUACUAUCCGACUUAUAAUUCCAAAGUGCAAACACCUUCAAAGAUAGAUUGGGAUGCAUAUACCGACGUCUUAUUCUUUAUGGUCAUCCCAGAAGCAGAUGGUACCUUGUCCUUUGACCCUGCACUUACUCGGCUUGAAGGGGAAGCGCUGGUAAAAGAUUUUGUCGAUGCAGCGCGCAAGCACAAAGUGAAUCCUCUCUUCAGUACUGGUGGUUGGACGGGCUCACGUGCUUUCUCUAAAUUGGCCGCGACCGCUCCUUCGCGCAAGCAAUUCGCAGAAACACUCGUCAAUUUUGGGAAGAAAAACGGCUUUACUGGAAUUGAAAUGGACUGGGAAUAUCCGAAUGGUGAAGGGAUUGGGUGUAACUCCCGGCUUCCAGAGGACGUCGUCAAUUUUGGCUUACUAACUAAGGAAAUUCGCACUUUAUGGCCCGAAGUUGAACUUACCGCAGCUGUGAGUGUAACCGGUUUGAUUGGCGCCUCUGGUCAAGCUGCCACGCCGAAGGAGACUGCUCUAUUGAAUGAAAACCUAGACUACAUAAAUCUCAUGGCGUAUGAUGUUUACGGCGCCUGGUCUAAAACUACCGGUCCGAUCGCCCCACUUCAUGCCACAUGUGCCGAUGAAGACUCUGCUCAAUCGGUCGAGACCGGAUUUCAGGUCGCACUCAAACAAGGUUUCAAGGCAUCUCAGGUCCUCUUGGGUAUCCCAGGUUAUGCCAAGCGCUUCAAACUGACUUCAUCCAAGCUGGUGCCUAAGACCGUCGGUGGCCAAACCACGCUCUACUAUCAAUCAAAAUCCCCUUCUGUUCGCGGAGGAGAAUUUGACGACAAGCCAGGUAAAGACAUUUGUGGCAACCCCGUAAGUUGGGGCGGGUCGUACCUCGUAACCGAGCUUAUCAAGAAAGGCUGGUUGUCCAAGGACCAAAAGCGUGGUCGCGACGGAUACAAGCGGUACUUCGAUGAAUGCAGUGGCCAGCCCUUCCUCGCCAAUGACAAAUACCUGAUUUCGUACGAUGACGAGGAAAGUACCAUCGCCAAAGCCAAGUUUGCCAAAGAAAACAAAAUGGGCGGGAUUUAUUUCUUCGACACCAUGGGGCCGCCGAUAGACACUGUGAGAAAUGCACGAAAGGUCUUCUCGAAAUGA